Lactuca saligna is the source of this 1121-nucleotide messenger RNA. The record is from the annotation of a GenBank genome assembly. NCBI's taxonomy places the organism in Eukaryota, Viridiplantae, Streptophyta, Magnoliopsida, Asterales, Asteraceae.
AUGGGGAACUUAAGAAGGGGGAAGAAAAAUGUGGAAGCUGAAAACAUUGUCAUGUUAGAUGAGGAAAAUGAUUGUUUCAGUAAUGUCGAUAUUCCCAAACCAGAAAGUCUUGCAAAGAAAUCACGUGCUUCAAAAAGAUUAAAAAACAACAAGAAUUUUACUCCAAAGUCAUACAUAUACAUUGAUGAUGAUGAUGAUGAUGAUGGUAAGCAUUCUCCAAUGAAGUUCUCAAAAUGCAAAAGGACAUACCCUGGGAAAGAUUCCAACAAUUGUCAUGGUGUUAGAAAGCAAUCAAAGAAUGAUCCAUCUACUCAUCAUAAUGCAUCUGAAUGUGAGCUCAUGGUAGAUUCAAAGGGGAUGCUACAAAAGCUAUGGGAAAGAGCAUCAUUGAAGAAAAAAACCAACGUUCAAAGUGAAUCUGAUUCUAAAAAAGGUCAUUGUGGUUUUGUGCACAUAGAUGAAAAGUCUAAAGAGACACCUACUAGUAAUCAUGAAGAAAAACAUAAGGCAGAAGAAGCUAAGCAGUUGCAACGUCUGCUGAAAAGAAAAGAAGCUGAAAAGUCACGUUUAUUAGACAUAGAGAGAAGACAAAUACAACGUGUGAAAGAAAUCAGGGAAACUCAAGAACAGGAAAAGGAAAACAUGAACAUGAAAGAAAUAUAUCGUACAAAAGUGCAAAAUGACCUUAAAAACCUGGAAAUGACAUGUCAUGAUAUGCCUUCAUUGUUGCGUGGUUUAGGAAUCUUUGUUGAUGACUCAUCAACUCAAAUUCGUGCUGCUUAUAAACGAGCAUUACUUAGCUUUCACCCAGAUCGAGCUACUGGAUCUGAUAUGCACCAACAAGUUGAAGCUGAGGAAACGUUCAAGCUUAUAUCGCGCAUGAGGGAUAAAUUUAUAUGAUGAUAAAUUUAGUUUGGUUAAUUUGACUUUUUUUUUUUUGGCACUUGUGUUAAUAAUAUGCGCAUAAUUAUAGGCAUCAAGGAAUGUAACAGAAUGAUUUGUUUUGUUUUGACAAACGAGCCAUCUUUGUUACUUUUUCAUUCUAUUAUGGUCAAUGAAAACUGACAAUAUAUGUUAAUCAUUCCUCAAAGUGUAAAUAAUUAAACAAGAGGAAAAUUGAG